AUGGCGCUCGUCGUCGCCAACGAGACGUACCUCGCGGACCUCAUUUUGCCCUUCGUCGACGUCUUCCAGAUGGGCCGCGUCGAGAUGAUGUCGCGCGCGGGCCGCGGCGCCUGCGAGAUCAUCGCGCUGCGCCUCCAGGAGCCGCGGCCGGGCCGCGCGGGCUGCGGGCCGACGGUGGUGCGGGACGACGAGCCCCAGAGCCACGCCUACCUCUGCCUCUGCCUCUUGAGCCGGCGCGAGGCCGUGCGGAGGGGCCGCGCGCUCGCCGCGGGCCCGUUGCACUCCGUCGUCGCGGACGCGCGCGGCCGCGUCUGGAGCUUCGGCCACGGCGCCCACGGGCGCCUGGGGCUCGGCGGCUCCUGGCUGAGCGCCUGCACGCCGCGGCCCGUGGAGCUGCCGUCGCGGGUGCGCGUCGCGCAGGUCGCCGCGGCGCACCGCCACUCCGUCGCGCUGGACGUCUUAGGGCGGGCCUACACCUGGGGCAGCGACGAGGUGGGCCAGCUCGGCCACGGCGGCGCGCCCCGGGAGCGGGCGGGGCCCCGGGCGCGCACCGCGGAGCCGCGGACCGCCGCGCCGCGGCUCGUGGACCAGCUCUUCUGCGGGAGGGGCCAGCGGUGCGUCGAGGUCGCCGCGGGCGACGAGCACACGCUCUUCCUCGCCUCCGACGGCCGCGUGCGCGCGUCCGGGUCCGCGAGCCGCGCGGGCGUCGGGCCGUCGCUGAGGUACGUCGGCGGGGGCGCCUACGAGAACGAGGCCGCGGGCGCCGGGCCGAUCACCGCGCCGACCUGUGCGCCGACGCUGCUCUGGCGCCUCGCCGACGACGCGGUCAUCGUCAAGGUCGCCGCCUGCGGCGCCCACUCGCUGGCGCUCGACGCCGAGGGCCGCGUCUUCUCCUGGGGCGACGGCGACGGCGGCCGCCUCGGCCACGGCGACGACGCGGGCAAGGCCGAGCCGACGCUGAUCUCCGCGCUCGCGGGGACGCGCGCCACGCACGUGGGCUGCGGCGCGGAGUGCUCCUGCGUCGUCACGGAGGCGCCGGAGCUCUUCUGGUUCGGGGCGGAGAACGGGUUGAGCUACGUCACGGACUUCGUGGAGGCGGAGACGGACGGCUUGUUGUGCUGGCGGCUGCCGACGGCGUGCCCGCGCGCGCUGCCCGACGCGCCGCGGCGGCGGCGCCGCGCGUCGUCGGCGUCGUCCUACCGGUCGUCGCUCGGGUCCCUGGACGCCCUCGACGACGACGGCGACGAGAGCGGCGGCGACGGCGACGGCGACGCCGCGCCGCGGGCGUCGCGGCCCGACGCGCUCGCCGUCGGCGGCGGCCUCGCGGCCGCGGUCGUCAUCGUCGACGGCGCGGCGCACCAGCUCUGCCGCGACGGCACGGGCGCCUUCUCGCGCCGGAGACUGGCGCUGCCGGCGCCCGCCGUCGCCGCCGCCUGCUCCGACGAGCACUACCUCGUCCUCACGGACGACGGCGACGUCCACUCCGCGGGCAACGGCGGCCACGGCCGCCUCGGCCACGGCAGCCACACGUCCAACCAGGACCCGAAGCGCAUCAACGCGCUCAACCGCGACGGCACGCGCGACUGGACCAAGGUCUGCGAGGAGGAUGACGCGGCGGAGGAAGAGGAGGCCGCCUUCCUCGCGACGUUGGGCGCGUCGCUCGACCGCAUCGUCGAGAUCAAGAAGGAGCUCGCGGGCCUGGUGACGGACAAGCGGGGCUAUCCCAUCUAUCCGACGUCGGAGAAGGCGCUCCUCGACGAGUGGGAGGCCCUGGCCUCGGACGCGCUCGACGCGCUGGAGCCGCGCCUCUGCGACUCCAAGUUCGAGCAGAGCGUCGCCCAGUUCUGCGAGCUCCGCGCGAGCUGCCGCGUGCGUCUCGGCCGGGCCGACAAGAAGUGGGGCCUCAUGCGCGCGCGCGGCCUGCCGCCGGGCACCGUCGACCAGGCGCCCGCGCUCGCGCUGCUCGCGGACGUCGAGGCGGACCUCGACCGCGCCGACGGCAUCGCCUGCACGAACCAGGACCGGAGCCUGCUCGUGCGGAUCUUACGGACGCGGAAGCAGGUCUACGAGGUGCUCCAGUGGGACCACGCGCAGAGCAAGGACCGCCUCGUGACGACGAUGAUGCGGCUCGCCGAGGCGAGCCGCGAGGCCGACGGCGGCGCCGUCGACGCCAAGUACGAGGACGUCGUCGCGUUCAUGGUCCAGCUCGAGCGGCGCGUCGUGCUCGACGCGCGGCCCAUCCGCGACUGGUGCUCCAACGACUGGCUCGCGCGCCACUUCCGGCCGCGCGCGUCGCAGACGCAGUGGUACGCGGCCUACUGGAAGCACUACAGGUGGCUCCGGCAGUACAAGCACCUGUCGCGCGAGGACUGGUCGCGGGGCCGGGGCAUGGUCGCGUCCUUCGGCAAGGCGGAGAAGGACGACGGCGACGACGACCCCAUGGGCGAGUACUUUCCCGACCGGCGGCCCAUGAUGCUCGCGUGCUGCGCGCUGGGUUUGGCGAACCACGGCGACACGACGUGGGCCCGCGAGGGCGAGGCGUCGGAGAUCUACGCCGAGGCCGCGGCGCUCCUCGCGGUCGUCAACGAGGCGCCCUACGGCAACUGCGGCGCCCUCGCGGGGCUCGCGGCCGACGCGGCGCUCGUCGCGCCCGCGGGCCACGAGGCCGGCGGCUGGCAGCGCCUCCUCUGGCUCCGCGCGCGGCUGCUGGAGGUCAAGGCCGCCGUCGAGGGCCUCAAGGCCCACAAGCACGCCGACGCCAAGGCCCUCGACGACGACUGGGUCGCGAAGAUCAACGUCGCCGCGCACCGCCUCGAGGCGCGGUCGAAGAUCGCGCGCGUGACGCCGCGCGUCGUCCCGCCGCCCCGCGCCGACGGCGCGGCGGAGGCGCCCUUCCGCCGGGGCUUCCUCGCGAACGCGAAGACGCGGCCCCGGCGCGCGCCCCACGACCCGACGGCCGCGCGGCCCAAGCCCGCGCGCGUCGCGAAGAAGCCCGCGCCGGUCCCGAAGCCGCGCGCGACGAAGGCGGAGGAUCCGACGCUCGGCUGGGGCAACGUCGAGGAGCUGCCCGUCGAGGAUCCCUACGCCGCGCCGCCGCCGAAGCCCCGGGACACGGGCAGCGGCGGCCUCUUCGGCGCGAGGAAGGGCUUCCUGGAGCCCAAGAGCUACGAGGCGCGCGUCCGCCGCGCGCCCGCGGCGCCGUCGCCGCGCGAGGCCGCGGCGCCCCCACCGCCGAAGCCGAGGCCCCGGGCGCCGCCGCCGCCGAUCCCGCGGCCCGGCCGCGAGCUCAAGGUGCGGUCGCUGAGCCCCUGCUACGAGGUCUGCGAGAUCUGCACGUGGACCGAGGGCGGCAUCGUGAGCCGGAGCCAGGGCAACGUCGUCGCCGCGCUCGGCGGGCCGUCGGGCCACGCGCUGCCCGCGGACGACAGGUCCGUCGGCGCCGUGUCCUGGGCGAUGAUGUUGCCGUGGCCCUCGGGCUUGGCCACGGCCGUCUUGAUCGACGGCUUGAACGGCGCGGGCUCCGUCGUCGUCGUCAUGCCCACCGCGCCGCCCUCCAUGGCGUCGGGCUGCGCCUCGAAGUGCUUCUUCGACGGCUGGGCCGGCGUCGGCGGGCCGCCCGUGCCGUCGAUGAGCAUCUCCAUCUGCGUGUCCUCCGCGGGGAAGUGCCCGCGCGUCGACGACGUGACCUCCGCCGGGGACGUCGAGCCGGAGAGCAGGCCCGCCAUGGCGUCCUGGCGCUGGUCGCAGAAGUUCGCCAUCGCCGCGACGAGCGCGUCGACGUCCGCGGCGCGGCGGGGCUCGGCGCCGCGCGGCGCGACGGCGCGCCAGGGCGCGGCGACGGCGUCGAAGGCCGGCGGCGCCAGCGCGACGGCGCGGCCGAGCUCGAGCGUGCGCCGCGGGUGCGCAAUGGACCUAGGGGGGGACGGCGUCCGCGCUUUUCGACGAGCGCGAGACGCCGCGCGUCCGCACGCGACGUCGGCGACGUAG
Aureococcus anophagefferens is the source of this 3987-nucleotide messenger RNA. RefSeq lists its product as hypothetical. The transcript is spliced from 5 exons. NCBI's taxonomy places the organism in Eukaryota, Pelagophyceae, Pelagomonadales, Pelagomonadaceae. Bases 1 to 3987 code for a protein of 1328 amino acids. The record is from RefSeq and is a predicted model, not a curated record.